This is a messenger RNA of Trichoplax adhaerens, 3744 nucleotides long. RefSeq lists its product as uncharacterized. The record is from RefSeq and is a predicted model, not a curated record. Lineage: Eukaryota; Metazoa; Placozoa; Uniplacotomia; Trichoplacea; Trichoplacidae. The transcript has 35 exons. Bases 1 to 3744 code for a protein of 1247 amino acids.
AUGCAGAAACUUCAAUCAAACCAACCCGAUAGCCCCGAAGAUGCACUAUAUCACUAUGGUAAUGUGCUAGCGAAAUGUCCUUUUAUGAGUACACUCGACAAAAAUGAUAAAGUGGUCAAUACUCUGACUUACGGCAAGUUAUUCACUAAAUGUCACAAGCUUGCGUAUAACCUUGUUACAAAAUUUAAAACCCGAAAUGGCGACGAUUUAAAUCCUGGAGAUAGAGUAGCGCUAGCGUUUCCUUCUCAUCAAGCAGAUAGCUUCGCUGUUGGAUUCUUUGCCUGCCUUUUGGCUAAUUUAGUCCCAAUUGCCAUUGAGCCACCUGAUAGUAAAAAUGAACCCGGAAUUGCCCAGAAAGGUUUCUUAUUGAGGCAGUGUUCAGUUUCUGUAGUUCUCACUAGUGAAUCUUGUUUAAAAUCUUUACCGAGGGACAAAGAUGAUAGUAGUGUUAAUAUUAGCUUUAAAGGAUGGCCGAUCAUGAAUUGGCUAAGUAUAGAUCAUUUACAAAAACCGACUAAAAAUUGGAUUCCACCUAAUAUUGAUAGACAGUCCCCGGAUAUUGUAUCACAUAUUGAGUAUACGGUCGAUAAAGAUGGUUCCGUUAUGGGAGCUAUUGUAUCUAGAGCUUGUAUGUUAAGCCAUGUUCGAGUACUUAAUAGCCUAUGCGCAUACCGAUCGCCCACAUCUUCAAAAGAAGUGGAGACAACUAUCUGCACAAUUGAUUACCGAAGAGGAGUUGGAUUAUGGCAUAGCAUUAUUAUGCCCCUCAUGAACGGAAUGCAUAUUAUUCAAAUACCAAACACAUCACCAAUGGGGUAUCAUCAUCCACUGGAGUGGUUAUCAGUCUGCUCUAAAUUUGGUGCAAAGUAUGCGAUCACAUCUGCUAGAAUUUUGCAAGUAGCUGUUCUCGCUAGGCAAAGAGACACAGUACCUUUGUCAAUUAACCUUAGUAACUUACGGAUGCUUCUUGUUGCGGAUGGACAAAAUCCUUGGUCCUUAGCCGCCUGUGACGCUUUCCUUGAUGAAUUUGAAAAUAGCGGUUUACGAGCCGAGUCAUUGUCUACAUGUGCCUAUUCAACAGAGACAUUAACAGUAUCUAUAAGAGGACCAUUCAGUCGAGCGGCAGUGACAGGCCGAGGAAUUAUGUCUCUUAGUGCUUUAAGUGAUGGUGCAGUGCGUGUGGAAAACGCAGGUUCCCUUACGUCUUUGACUCUACAGGAUUUAGGCCCAGUUAUUCCAACUGGCUCCGUUGCAGUUUUAAAAAUCGAUGGAUUGCCAAAUUUAUGUCGCGUCGAUGAAAUAGGUGAAAUCUGCUUAUCCGGUAGGACUACUGGCAAUGGCUACUUUAAACUUCCAGGAAAAUCAAAGCACGUAUUUGAAGUAACUCCCUUAAACGACAGGAAUCAAGCUAUUACCCAACAAACUUACGUUCGUUCAGGCCUUUUAGGGUUUUUAGGACCGAGCAAUGUGAUAUUUGUUUGCGGAAAUCGCAAUGGGUUAAUGACCGUCAGUAAUAGACGUCACAACACUGAUGAUGUUAUAGCUACUAUCCUAGCUGUUUCUCCCUCUAGCUAUGUACAUCUUGGAAGAAUUGCUGUUUUCUCCACUACUGUUUACUAUGAUGAAAGAAUUAUUGUUGUAGCCGAACAAAAGACUGACUCCACGGAGGACGAGGGAUUUCAAUGGAUGAGUAGAGUUAUGCCAUGUGUCGACAAAAUUCAUGACGUCAAUAUUUACGGUUUUCUUUUGGUUCCAGCUAACACGUUACCUACUAGUAAAGAUGGUUUUGUUGACGUUUAUGAGACGAAACAGCGAUUCUUUGAAGGAAUGCUUCAUCCAUGCUGCGUCCUUAUGUGUCCUCAUAGCUGUAUCCCCAAUAUGCCGAUCGCUAAUAAGAGAGCAAGAGGAGGUAUCACAUCGCCUAUUAUUUCCGAAGGGCGAUCACUUGAAAUCCUAGAAAAUGAAACAAUCUAUCUAGCAGAAUAUUUAAGAGUUCGAGCCGCACAAUCACCAGAUGAUGUCAUAUUUACCUUACUGUCCGGAAAGGGAACCGCUAUCGCAAGUGUAACUUGUCUACAGCUUCAUCGCAAGGCUGAGAAAAUUGCAAUCUUGUUGGAAAAAAGUGGGCUCACAGCUGGUCAACAUGCAGCACUAAUAUAUCCUCCUGGAAUUGAUUUGAUUGCCUCCUUCUUCGCUUGCUUCUAUAUCGGUUUAAUUCCUGUUCCAAUACGUCCACCACAUCCUCAAAAUGUUGCAUUUACCCUUCCAACUGUAAAAAUGGUUGUGGAUACUAGUAAAAGUGAUGUUAUCUUAUCUAAUCAUAAUAUUAUCAAGAUACUAAGAUCCAAGGAUGCAGAAACCGUAGUACCGCACAGAUUAUGGCCGUCAAUGGUAGAUACUGAUGCACCCGUAAAAGGCCGCUUGCAAGAAUUCUAUCAAUCACAAUCAUCUCAUUCAACCGCCUAUUUAGAUUUUGGUGUAACAACAAAUGGGAUAUUGGUGGGAAUAAAAAUGUCACAUGAAGCUGCGGGCUCUAUAUGUCACUCACAUAAAAUAGCUUGUGAGUUGUAUCCAUCUCGUCAGGUAGCCAUUUGUGUUGAUCCUUACUGUGGUUACGGCUUAGUAAUGUGGUGUCUUAGUAGUAUAUAUUCUGGCCAUCACACUAUAUUGAUAUCUCCAAGUGACGUUGAAUUGAAUCCUACACUAUGGCUUAUGGCCAUAAGUCAAUACAAAGUACGAGAUACGUUUGUAUCUUAUGCGGUACUAGAUGGAUGCAUUAAAGAAUGUUCUAAUUCCAUAAAUACCCUCUCGGGCAAAGGAAUUAACCUGUCCUCGCUGCGUUCCUGCGUCGUUGUAGCGGAAGAAAGACCUCGUACUUCUUUAAUUUCAGUCUUCACUGCUUUAUUUUCAAGCUUAGGAUUAUCAAAUAGAGCAGUUAAGACGACGUUUGGGUGUCGUACCAACCCAGCCUUAUGCUCACAGAGCUUAUCCAGUCCAGAUCCGUCGCCUCUUUAUGUAGAUUUACGAGCUUUAAGAAAUGAUAGAAUAAAAAUUGUUCAGAAGGGUAGCCCCUAUAGUAUCUGUAUUAUCGAGAGCGGCACGAUUCUUCCUGGAGUUAAAGUUUGCAUAGUUAACCCAGAAACAGGCGUUUCUUGUGGUCUAUCUGAACUAGGAGAAAUAUGGGUUAGUUCAAAGCAUAAUUCUGAAGGCUACUUUUGUCAAGCUGAUAUAGAUGGCGAUAAUCCAAUACCAUAUAAUCGUCGAUUUCGUGCCAAAUUAAAUGCCGGAGAUGAUACACAAUUGACGUGGGCACGUACCGGCUAUUUGGGUUUUAUUCACAAGACAGAGCUCAUAGAAGCUGACGGAGCCAUUCAUGAAGCAAUACACGUGGUGGGAUCAAUGGAUGAAGCCUUAUAUUGGCGUGAUAUGAGGUAUUAUCCCUCCGAUAUUGAAAAUACGAUAUCUAGAUGUCAUGCAGCUAUUGGAGAUUGCGCUUUAUUCACGUGGACUAAUCUAUUAGUGGUUGUAGUCGAGACCAAGUUUGACGAAAGCGUAGCUCUAGAUUUGGUCCCACUAAUAACGAAUGCUGUAUUAAAUGAGCACCAAGUAGUAGUCGGUGUUGCUGUGGUAGUCGAUCCUGGUACUAUUCCAAUUAACUCUCGCGGUGAAAAGCAAAGAAUGCAUUUAAGAGAUAGAUUCUUAUCAGAUAGUCUAAAUCCUAUUUAUGUUGCUUAUAAUAUGUAA